GAAGAAAAUGGUGUUUGCCCAAAGCAGACAUCUGAAGAAAUGUCUUCCAAUCGUGAUUCAAGCCUUACUAAUGCACCGGUGCAAAGCAAGCUAGUAUCUUCCUUCCAGCAGCACACAAAGAAAGCACUUAAGCAGAGUUUUGGCAUGCAGACCCAUGUAAGGACCUCUUCCUGGGAAAGUACUGAACUACAUCUGCAUCUGCUAGCAGUGGUACAUGGUCACACUACUGUGUGAAUUGUUCUUGCUCUGGACAAGGCUAACUCAAGUACGGACAUCAAGUCAUGCCAUAGUAUCUACCAUGCUCCUCUAUGGUCCAGUUUCUGUUCCAUUGACUUGAGGUGAUACUUUUUUUGGAAGUCUUCGCUAUGUACAGAUCUGUCUGUAUCUAUCAAGAUGUUCUUGGAACAUUUCUCAGAAGAAACGAUCAUACCUGCAAACUGGCCUCACGUAGGUAACACUGAGCAUGUGUGAAUAUCCAGGACAUUGAGGUGGUGUUAGUGUCUGUUGGACUCUGAUAGCCAAGUAUAAGAGCACCUUGUCCAUCAGUGUACCAGUUGUUUCCUGGGGCAGUACCAAGAGAGGAUAAAGAACUUGAAGAUGCACUAUAACGAUGUCUGGGAUGAUAGUAGAGCUCCCAGACGUGGAAGAAAAUCCUGCCUCACUUUUGGCACUUUGGAAUCAGCACCAAGAAGGGUACCCAUAAAUUUUCUGUUGGGAGAAGAGAAGGAUACUCCAUUCAGACUCAGGAUCUGAAUACAGACCAGGACAUGUCUGAGACUGUGCUGGGCAUCCAGAUCUCUUUGUAGAGACAGAAACUCCAGAGACAGCAGCCAAGUGGGUUUGGGAGGAGAGAAGCUCAGGAAUUAAGGGAAUCUACACAAGAUGCUACAAAUUUACCAAGGCCACAGUUGGAGAAUUCUGGCUCCCUAGCUGAAGCAUUUGAUCUGAUGUCUGGCAACAUAAGUGAUGAUUCUUGACAAAUUUUCCUGUCAACAAAUGGAAAACAAGGAAAACAUGUUGCUUUUUGACUUCUAGAGAGACAUGGGAAGGGACAGUGGAAUUUACAAAAUGCAUUCAGGAAAAUGGAAGUUCGAAGAUGAUAAACUAAACUGAUUUUCUGAUUGUCAAGACAAGUCUAGGGAAGAGGACAGAGAAACUAUGGCAGGGAGACUGCAUAAUGGGGAAAAGAAGCUGCAAGAGCAAGAGUUCCAGCAGGAGCUCUUCAGGGAGUACAUGCAUUGCCCGAAGGCAGGCUGCACGGCUUUAAGACAACAGCAGAAAAGAAGAAAUGGAGUCUCAAUGAUGGUAAACAAGACUGUUCCUCGUGUUGUUUUGACACCAUUAAAGGUGUCUGAUGAGCAGUCGGAUUCACCUUCAGGAUCUGAAUCUAAAAAUGGUGAAGCAGAUGGUUCUGAUAAAGAGAUGAAACAUGGGCAAAAGUCUCCAACUGGAAAACAAACAAGCCAGCACUUAAAAAGGUUAAAAAAAUCUGGUUUAGGACAUUUGAAAUGGACCAAAGCUGAGGAUAUUGACAUAGAAACACCAGGAUCUAUUCUAGUGAACACUAACCUGAGGGCUUUAAUAAAUAAACACACCUUUGCUUCUUUACCUCAGCAUUUUCAACAAUACCUCCUGCUUUUGCUUCCAGAAGUAGACAGGCAGAUGGGAAGUGAUGGAGUUUUGCGCCUCAGUAGUUCUGCUCUAAAUAAUGAAUUCUUCGCAUACGCAGCACAAGGGUGGAAACAGCGAUUGGCAGAAGGAGAAUUUACACCAGAAAUGCAGCUGCGCAUCAGACAAGAGAUUGAAAAGGAAAAGAAAACAGAACCUUGGAAAGAAAAAUUCUUUGAAAGGUUUUAUGGUGAAAAGUUGGGAAUGUCAAGAGGAGAAUCAAUGAAACUCACUGCAGUGCAGAACAAUGAUGAAGAUGAAAGCAGUUCUUUGUGUGGAUCUUCUGGCACACCUGGUCCUUCUAAGCAAGCAACUUUUGAGGACCAAGAAGAGAAAGGCGCUAAAAUUCCACCUUUGCCAGAGAGAGAUUAUUGUCCACCUCUUUGUAGUAUGGAACAGGUUCCUGUCAAGGAUCUAACCGCAGAAUCAGAGGAUAUACUGGUACCUGAAGAAUCAAUCAUUCAGGAGGAGAUUGCUGAAGAGGUUGAGACAAGUAUUUGUGAAUGCCAAGAGGAAAACCAUAAACCAGAACAUGAGUUUUCUGAGGAGUCAGUCAGUCCAGCUGGCACAAAUGAAGAAACAGAGGCAGUACAGCUUGCAGACAGCACCGAGUCCUGUGUCAUGAUGAAUGAUGUAACUGAUACUGUAUCCCACAUUGAAAUUAAAGUGGAGUUGAAGUCUGAAUGCCCUCAGGAGGAGAUGUCAGUUGUGAUAGAUCAGCUGGAGGAUUGCAUAUCACCAGCACGAUCAGCUUCAUCCUCAAACUCUGUCAGUGAUACAGCAGAGAAAGAUUCUGAGUCUGCAAAAGAGAUAAUUGCACCAGAAAUGCAAAACGCUGCUCUGGAAGGCUCCUUGUUCACUGGUGGAGGCAUUGCAGUGGAUAUGGAGCUUCAAAGUGACCCUGAGGAACAGUUGUCUGAGAAUGCCUGUAUUUCUGAAACUUCCUUUUCCUCUGGAAGUCCAGAGGGACCAUGUGUUUGCAUUGCCUCCCCUGGAGGAGACACUCAGUCAACUUCAGAGGAACCCUGUACUCCAGCGUCUCUUGAAACAGCUUGCUCGUCUGAAGUGUCCAGCACUGAAAACGUUGAAGGUGAUAUUCAGCAAAAGGCCAGUGAUGAAAAUUUGCACACACCUUUAAUGUCAGAAAUCUCUCCAAUGUCCACCUCACCUGUAACUUCAGAAGCAUCUCUGAUGUCAAAUUUACCUUUAACAUCAGAGGCAUCACCAGCUUCUAAUUUACCUUUAACAUCAGAAACAUCUCCAAUGUCUGAUUUGCCUUUAACAUCAGAAACAUCUUCAGUAUCUUCUGUUCUUCUAACUUCUGAAACAUCCGUAGCAAAUAGUUUGCCUCUUCCAUCAGAGACAUCUCCAGUUUCUAAUUCCCCAAGCAAUGAAAGACUUAUUCUGCAACAAGGGAAAUCACCAUGUUUGUUGGAAGACUCCCUUCCCACUUUGAAAGAAGAAAGCCCUGCCAUUCCUAAGGUGGUUCAAGAAGAGAAUCUUGUUGUUCAGCCAAAGCAACUUCAGAGUGCCCCUGAAAAUAUGAAAGUUGGUCCACUAACAAUUAUGCCUGAUACUUCAGUAUUGGAAGAGCCCCAAAGCAAAAACCUCAGUCAUCAGCCAUGUAAGUCACAUUCUGAAACUGAGAAAUCCUACAUUGCAUCCAUUCCAGAACACUCUCCUCCAGAGGUGAUCAAAAUUAAAAAUCACAGUGUUCAGCAAAGAGGUGACAAGAAAGGUACACUCUUGCCAUCAGAGGUAGCUGUCUUAUCAGAAGGAUCAGUUGGCAAAAAUAUCGAAUUGCUUCCAUCAAAGCCACAUGACAAACUGUAUACCUCAUCUUUAGAGAAAGCUACGUUCUCUGAAGUGUGCAGAAGUAAAUCUCACAAGCUAACAGGCAGCACCCAAAGCCGCCUAGAGAGUUCACAUUCUUCCAAGUCAUUAGAACCCACAAAAUCACCUGAAGUGAGGAAUGAAAGUAGAGACCCAGAGAUCCCAAAGAGGAAAACAGCAGAACAGCACAGUUUUGGAAUCUGCAAAGAGAAGAGAGCUAGAAUAGAUGAUGAUCAGCCUAACCGUAGUGCUUCAUCAACGAGUCCAUCUGAUAAAGAUCAGCCACCCAGAGAAGAACCCCGAGUUCCACCCCUUAAGAUUCAGCUUUCAAAAAUUGGACCACCUUUCAUCAUCAAGAGCCAACCUGUUUCUAAACCAGAACCUCGAGUUUCCCCAAGUACAUCAGUCAGCAGUGGGAGAAACACUGGGGCUAGAACUCUUGCAGAUAUCAAAGCAAGAGCUCAGCAAGCAAGAGCCCAAAGAGAAGCUGCAGCUGCAGCAGCCGUGGCAGCGGCUGCGAGCAUAGUCUCUGGAGCAAUGGGGACCCCAUGCGAAGGUGGGAAGACAAGAACACUGGCACACAUCAAGGAGCAAACAAAGGCCAAGCUAUUUGCAAAGCAUCAAGCCAGAGCUCAUUUACUCCAGACUAAUAAAGAGUCAAAGUCGCAGUUCAGCUCAAAGGAAAGUACCUCAUCUCUGGAGAUACCGACUUCUACUGACGCAAAGAUUGAAGGUUCUACUGGUGUCAUUAUAGUUAAUCCUAACUGCAGGUCCCCUAGCAACAAGUCUGCUCAUCACCGUGAGACUACCACUUUAUUGCAGCCAUCACUGAACACAGCUACGUUACCAGAAACUGCUACUGAGAUACCUGUGCACAGUUCUGAUGAAAAUAUACCUGUGCCACAAUUGUGUGAGAAAAUUAUUUCAUCUACCUCUACUGAAAGUAACAGUGUGCCAGUGCUUUAUAAUAAAAGUUCAGUCUCUGUGUCUGUUUGCAGCACUGCUAUGUCUGGAGCAAUUAAAGAACUUUCUUUUGCAAGUUCUGUUGAUAAAUCCUCUGUUUUAAUGUCUGUUGACAGUGCAAACACAGCAGUUUCAGCUUGUAAUAUAAAUAUGCUGAAAACCAUCCAAGGGGCUGAUACUCCAUGCAUAACCGUUGGACCAAAAUGUAUUGAUAACAGUAAUGUACCAGUCUCCAUAGACAAUACGGUCUUAUCAAAUGCCAUCGAUGACAAAAGGUUGCCGAUACCAAGUAGCAAUGCGAAUAACACAGUCUCCAGUCAUUAUGCCACUGUGCCAGCUUCAUCUAUUGCAAAUAAUUUGCCAAAUCAUCUCUCUGGUAGUUCUGUACUGAUUCCCCCAGUGGGGACUACCAACAGAUUUUCUUCUGAUAAGAUAGCCAUAACUGGGUGUAACGAGCAAAGCCCUGUCUCCAUUCACACUACCGCUAGGUCAGCUUUAAGUUGCAGUGAGGCCCUUGCAGUAGCAGAUUCUGUUGCAAGGCCGCCCAUUUCAAUGUUUACUAGUAACAUGGUGACAAUAAGCUCUUAUGAUAACGCUACUAAAUUAAAUGCUGAUCUCUUAGAAAAAAGCUCUGGAGCACGAAACCGCAUGGAUCUCUCUGGUAAAUCUCAGCCGGUGAGCUUUACACAAACUGUCAUGAACAGGUCUAUACCUUGCAAAGUCAUUGUUGACCACACUACAAAUCUGAAUUCCAGUCUGUCACUUUCAUCUUCUAUUGAAAACGCGGAGAACAGCAUUGACCUGCAGAGCAGACCUGUAAGGACAGAAGCUGCCUUACAAAGUAUAGCCUGUCCCCAGGUGUCUGUCAUAAGCAGGCCUGAAGUGGUCUCUAAUGAAAGCCUUGAGCACAAUUCCAGCUUUAUCACCAUUACAGCAAAGCAAGACAGCAAGAACUUGCAGGCAGGUUGUUCAAGUCUUCGAGAAGUGCCUCUUGCUCCUCAAGAUAAGUUAAUUGAGGUGGUUACUCCCAGCCAAGGUUUUGCUGAGCAAUUAAGAGGUCCUUCAGCAUUUAAAAAUGAAGCAGAUGCUGCCUGUGCCAAUCAGUAUAACACUAACAAUAGAAUUUGUUGGCAUGAUGAAGAGGCAAUGAGUACAGACCAGCCAGUGGUCAGCCAUCUUAACUCCGGUAAGCAUAAGGAAUACACAGAGCAAAACUGCUUAAAAAAUGUCAAAACCGAACCUUCCAGUUACACACAAAUGUCAGAACUGCAAUCCAGGAGUCUUUUGACGAGCAUUGCUGUUCCUGUUAAAUCAGAAACUAAUGAGUCUGACAAGUGCUUCAGGAUGGACACCGAAGAUUUUACAGGACCUGAAAUGCCUGCCCAGACCGGGGAAAUAGCCACGAGUGCGCAGCCGCCGCAGGCCUCCAAGACAUCCAUCGCGGACUCCAUGGAAGACUCCCUGUCCCUGACGACAGAAACCCUAAAGAGAGUUACCAGUGCCGGGGGCUCUAGCUGUCGCUUGUCGUCAGUGGAGGCCAACAAUCCUUUAGUGACACAGUUACUGCAAGGGAAUCUGCCUUUAGAGAAAGUGCUGCCGCAGCCCAGAUCAGGAGCCAAACUAGAAAUUAACAGGCUUCCCUUGCCUUUGCAAACUACCUCAGUAUGUAAAACAGCAGUGUCCGAGAGAAAUAUUGUUGAACAUCCUUCCAACUCUCCUAAUCCAGAUGGUAAAGGAUUUACCGCAGGCAGCAUAGCCCCACUCCAAAUCAGAAAGCGUGAAAACCAUCCGAAAAAGAGGAUGGCCAGGACUGUAGGGGAACAUGCUCAAAUUAAAUGUGAGCCUGGGAAGGUGUCAAUGGACACAGAUGUUAAAGUGGCUCCUUGUGUAAUUAGUUCCAGCAUGAAUCAGCUAGGGCAUGGUCAGCCAUUUAAGCAGGAGUGGCUGAACAAACACGCCAUUCAGAGCCGAAUCGCUCACAGCCCAGAGAUCAAGCAGCAGAAGAGGCCUUUGCCUUCGUGCAGUUUCCAGCAGAGCUUAUUUCACAUUGACAAAAAUGGCAGCUUUCACGCAGAAGCUAGUACCUCACAUAGACAGCAUUUUUACCAAAUGUCCAUGGCUGCGAGAGGCCCCAUUCCUACGGCAGCUUUGUUGCAAACUACUUCAAAAGGCCCACCUGGCUGCAACGCAUUUGCUUUUAGCAGACACCUGGAACAGAAGGGCUUGGGAGAUGUGAAUAUUUCUACAGCAGCUCACCAGCUGAGGCUAGGAAGUGUGUUUUCCCCUAAUAUUCAAAUUAAGGAAGGUGAUGACAUUGCCAGUGCCUCUCAGACUCUGCAGAGUAAAACAUUAGUGCAUCCCCCUCCUCCCCCUCCUCCCCUGCCGCCUCCUCCCCCUCCUCACCCAAAUGCAGAAGUCCCCUCUGAUCAAAAACAACCGACAGUCACUAUGGAAACCACUAAAAGACUUAGUUGGCCUCAGCCAGCAAGCAUCUGUAGCAAUAUAAAAUCUGAACCUAUUUCUUUUGAGGAAGGUUUAAGCAGCAGCUGCGAACUGGGCAUGAAACAAGCUUCCUAUGAUCAGAACGAAGUGAAAGAACAGUUAAAAGCGUUUGCAUUAAAAAAUGCAGAUUUCUCUUCCUAUUUACUUUCUGAGCCACAAAAGCCUUUUACCCAACUUGCUGCUCAGAAAAUACAGACGCAGCACCCACCGCAGCAGCCGCAGCAGCCGCAGCAGCAGCUCUGUGGAAAUUACCCAACGAUACACUUUGGUAGCACAAGCUUCAAAAGGGCAGCAUCUGCGAUUGAGAAGUCGAUUGGGAUUUUAGGAAGUGGCUCGAACACUGCCACGGGCCUGUCUAACCAGAACGCGCAGAUCCCGCUUCAGAAAUUUGCUGACAGUAGCAAUGCCGAUGAACUGGAACUGAAAUGCUCUUGCAGGCUGAAAGCCAUGAUCGUGUGCAAGGGCUGCGGAGCCUUCUGUCACGACGACUGCAUAGGGCCUUCCAAACUGUGUGUAGCUUGUCUGGUUGUACGGUAGGAAAUGAAUCAAAGAUGCAGUAUCCCUUAUCAGCGUGGGAGAGCAGGACAAAGGAACGGAGAAAUUGGAACAGUUUAGGCCACUAAUGGUUUGCAAUUAGUUGAUUUAUUUUGUUUAUUUUUUUUUUGAGGAAACCGGUAGAAGUAGUUUAAAAACAAAAUAGCCUUGUUACUGCAGCUUCUAUGAUCUCUCUUGCUGUGCUAAAAAAAAAGGCAUUAAUGCAUGUCAUUCGUAGCUUCUAUUUAUUUGCACAAAGUGCAGCACAUUUUUUCUCCACUUUUUGAUAACCGAUACAAGCUGCAGGUUGAAGAUGAGUGGAAGAAUAGCUCUGCAAGAAGUGGAGUAACUAUGCAGAAUAGUGACUGUUUUGAGUGGGGUAGUGGCAAGGUGCGGGGUAUUGGCCAUCCUAGCUUCUAAGUUUGCAGUUUUUCUGCUGACAGGAUUGUCUUCUUCAGUUGACUUUCACUAUCGAGGGCUAAAAUACAGUCACUUCACCUAGCAAAAAAUAAGGGAGGAAUUUAGAUUGUUAGAGGAGUUUCCUUACAUGCCCGCCGGGGACUAUGGAAUUCAAAUCUUGCUCCUCAUCUCUUCUUGUUGAUUCCUCGAGAAAGAUUCGUAUAUGCGAUGGGUUAGUGGGACCAACACUGGAAUCACAUUGGCUUCAGUAGAGUCUGGAGAAAGUGACUUCUCUACUGGGAAUUAGAAACCUGUUUUCUCUUCUUGUUUCCCACUCACAUAUUCUUUAUUUGUAUUUUUCUCUAAUCUUUCCGCUCGUUUUGUCAGUCCCAAAUAUAUAUAUAAGGUCAGCCUUAUGUAAUAGGUUCUGGAUGUUUUAGCCUUUCCGUGGCCUAAAAAUCAUGCAUUCGUAUGGUGAAUGAAUAAGGAAAGAUUCUAAUUGUGUAUUGGUUGAAUAUUAGGUUAUCAGUUGUUUUUCCUCUUAUGUGAGUUACUCUAUUUUAAACAACAUCUCAGAGUUUUGCCACUUAAAGUAAUUCUUAGACUUAUUUACAACACUGACUUUUUUUCUCAAAGGAAUCCAGACCCCUUACUCUACCUUUUAGAAAUUUUUGCAAGGGAUACUGCAUCUUUAAAGUAAUCUUCAGUAUUUAUCCAGUACUGUAUUUACAUUUAGGACUAUAGCCGCAUUCCAAAUGCGCUAGCCACCGUAACAGCAGAGAAGAAAAAUGAUACUUUUGGGGCCCUAUUCACCUAAAAGGAAAAUACUAUAAAGGGAUAAAGCACAUGCAGUUGCUGGGGAGAUGAAAAUACCUUGGGUUUUUUUACUCCCACUUCAAGAACACAAAGUGUGGAGUGCAAGUCAUCCAUCUGCCAAUAUGUGGUUGGGUCUGCCCAAAUGUCAGCAUCAGAAAGAAAUGUUAUUUUUACCAUUACAGUAGAACCUCACUAAUCCAAAGACCUUACAGUCUGCUGAAGAAAACUGAUUUUCCUUCCACAGUUCUCAGAGAGCAAUGUAGUACGAAUGUGUGAGAUGUAACACUGCUUGGGUUUCGUGGUGCAAUUUACUGUUGCAUUCUGAAACAUUAGUGUGAAUGAUAGAACUACAUUUAGGAAAUAAAAAGUAUACCGCGUUUUACACUAUACCUUUUCUAUAUGGUGUUUGUUUGCAUACUUAUUCAUAAGCUCUAACUGGAUUCCCUGACAUGGGUGCAUAUUAGUGAGGUUCUAUUGAAUGGAGGAACCACAUUUAUUUUCUUGUGGGACCAUUUUCACAAACAUGAUAAAUGCCAUUUAUUGUCUUAAAAGUGAGCUGGAAUAUCUACAAUGUACAUUCCUGUCACAGGAAGCUCUAUGGUGCACCUUGAUGUUCUCUUUUAUUGUAAUUAGCAACAUAUCGAUAUUAUUUUUGACACUGUGUGGUACAAAGGCCAUUUAUAAUUACACUAACAAAUUUGUUGCUGAUACAAUAAUAUAUUUUUUCUAUACAAAAGUGCUCCUUAAUAUGACAUGUGAGUUAAGAAAUGGCUUCUCAGCACUUUCAGGUCUUCUGGUAGGAAAAUAAGCCAGCCAAGCAAAAACCUAAAAGUAACCACAUGAAAAUUAGCAUCCAGUGCUAUGCCCGCUGCUGGCAAAACAGUGACUGGAAAAUACUCAUGAGUAAGCAUGAGUGGAGUCAGCUCGUGCAUAUAAAAUACAUAUUUGAGGAGCCUUUGUAUUGGAAUUGUAUUGCAUUGUAUUUGUCCUUGGUAGAGGUAGGAUACUUCUAUUUAAAAAAAAGAGAGCAACCAGUCUUAGACUUCUAAUAACCUGUGUUUGUAUAAGCCUGCUGGGAAUCCUUAUUUCUAGCUCAGGUUUUCCUGUCCACAGCACAUAAGUCAAUAUUUGUUCGUACUUGCAUCUUGAAAAACUUCUUGUAUUGACUGACAUAAUAUAGAAAUAAAUUCCAGCCACAAAAUAGUUUUACUUUGUUCAAAGGAUAAGAGUGUGACUAAUGUGGUAGGUAACUCAUUCAUGUCACAUUGUCAUUUUUGUAUCAGGAUUGCAACUUGCAUGUGUGAGGUCAUGAUAAAAUGUUAUUUAAAAUGGCGUUAGACUGGAUGGUGCUAUGUUGUAUUACAAAACUGACCAAACUCUUCCAUAGUGCAGUUCCACUCCUUCCGUUCUUGAGUCGUUGGAGCUGCACCAGGCAUAAACUUGACCAAUAUGUUAGCCAACAGUCGUGAAGUGUUGUUGCAGAUGAUAGUUUUUUAGGGUAUUAAAACACUCAAAAGCAACUGUGGUGACAUAAGAGCCUGACUGAAUCCCAGUGGGACUGAAAACCUUACUUGGAUUCUGGUAGCACACAAAUGCUUGGGGAAGAGUGAGCCUUGGUCUUCAAUAAGAACACAAUCACAUUUAGAGGUUAAUUUUGAAUGACUUCUUUUUUUGUUUCAUUGUCCAGGUUUCAGGCCCAAUGUCAUUGUGUUUUCUAAUGACCAUACAGUUUGCACCGUGGGGUGUUAAUAGUUUAUGCACUGAAAAGUGGUGGAAGAAUUGCUUAAGAACACACUGCUCUGUGUUUGCGUGUGCGUACGUAUGUGUCCCAAUGUCCAGCAUGUAUAAUUUACCUUUUUUUUUCUUUUCUUUUGAAUCUCCAAAAUUGUUCCCCUACUCCUACCCCUGGAGCAGCACUUUUGGGUGAGAGGGAGAAACAUUCUUUUUUUUCUUUCCUCCCUCAUUAUUGUUUUAAUUGCAUACCUGUGAGAUAUGCAGAUAAUGUUAGGGCAUUUGCAGUGUGUGUGUGUUUGUGUGUUUCUGUUCUGAACUAAUUUUCCAAGCAGAAAUUCCCUUUGAAAUAAUGUUAAAAAAGAAAUAAUUAAGAAAUGGUGAACUGGAUGCUCCCUGUUUGCAUUUUAUUUAUCUGCUGAGGUCUAGUACGUGAAAUAGUGUUUAAAAGACAAAAAUCGAGGUUGAGCCAUAAAGCAAAAGGUGUAUUCUCUGUACUAUAUACUUUCUUCUUGAGGGUGGUGCAUGUUGUCAGGGUAAGCUACAGAACGUGCAGGUGGUUUUUCAGGGCCCUGCAAUUCCUUGCACAGUUUUGAAGCUGGUGCAUAUGGUGCUUUAUAAUGCAAUUUCUGAAGUAAAAUUACCUUAUGCUGCACCCCCUUCCCCUUAUAAACACACGCACAAUUUCAGAAUCGGUAUUGUAGCCUCUGGUUUAGCAGUUUCUCCAAGGUGUGGUGAAGUACCAGGAUAAACACUCAAGAUGAGCUGAGAAGCGUCACCGAAAGGGAUCAUUUUAGCUGACACGCGUGAACGGCCCUGCUCUGAGCACUGAAUGGCUUCUGCAGUCUCCUGGCAGCAGCGCAGUGCCUCGUGGCUCUGCAGAACACUGGGGGGGCAAGCAGCAAAAUAUUCAGUGGAUUUAUCAUGGACCCGUGUGGCUAAAUGUUUCUGAAUCUAUGAAAUCCUGUCGUCUUCGGUCAUCAUGCUUUGUCACUGUAAAACCAACGAAAAGAAAAAAGAAAAAAAAAAAAAAAGCAUUUUUUAGUCUAAUUUAAGGAGCUGCUUCUUUUAUAGCACAUAAUAUUUCGCUUUGUACUAUAUUUGAUAGUUAAAGAAUAAUUUAGUCCGUAGAAUAACUUUGUUGUAUUUGUACUGUUCAUGAAUGUUACAAGAAAAGUGCUUUACUUUGUUGCCAUAAUUCUCUUGUACUGCUGUAAAAUAUUUUUUCUGCUUUACGGGAACUUAACUCGAUUCACAUUUUCAGUACAGGGUUUUUUGUGUGUAUGUAUUGUUAUUAUUUUUUUUGUCAGUAUUCUGAAUGUUUACAUCUGUUCGACAUUAGCCAUUCUAUGCCUUUGUAGGGCAGUAUUACUCCUGCAGUAUAACAGCGAUGUGAAAUCCACUCGUACCUAACAUGCAUGAGAAAUACAGAUUUACUGGGGAGAUCCCUAACGUGCAUAGAUGUUUUUUUCUAUCUGCAUUCAGUGAAGUAAAUAAAUACCCUCCUUCAGUCCUCUACCAAAGAAAAUAUUAUUCCCACAGGACAAGCUCGGAAGGUGGUUCUCUGAAUCUUCAGAAGGGGGUGUAGUUGGUUUCAGCGGGAUUGCUACAGUUCAAUGCUGUUAUGCUUUGCUUCGUUACCCCACCAGACAUGACUGGGUGAAACAAGCAUUUUAGCAAUUUUUUUGGUUUGAGACAGUGUUUUGUUUAGAAUUCAGGGAUCAUGCUUUCUUUAAUGGUGCUGUUUGUUUGGUUUUUUUUUUUAAGAAAACAACAUUUUGUUGCCUACAGAAAUGACCAUUCACAAAACCAUAAAUUAAAAUAAUUUGUCUUCAUAACUUCUCUCUUCUCCCUUUCCUUUUCCCCUUCCCUAUGCCUUGAAAAUAACAACUUGGACUUCAAUAUUAAAAUAUUCCGAAAAAAAAAAAAUAAAGAGAUGAAAUAAUACUUGUCAUUUGUUUAUUUAUUUUACGUUCAGUGCCUUAGGCGGGAGAUCCUGCUUGUGCACAUCCUUUGUAUGUACAGGUUGGUGAAAUAGAAAUGUGAGGAAAAUUGGUCCUUUGACAAAGAUUUUUAAAUGACGAUGUAAGACAUAGUCUGAAUGACUUCUGAUGUAACUCAAAUAUUAAUCAUCUUAUACUAGUAGAAUAAAACUAGGUGUUGUAUAAUAAGUUGUUGUAAGUAGAAUAGUCUGUGGAUGAAAGUGAUUAUACUGCUUUCGGUAGGUAAUGCCGGGUGUAUUUCAGUACUUUGCCUCCAUCUGCAGCCCCGUCCAGAACGUGCUUAACACCAACAACAAUCCAGGCAUACACCUCCUUUAUUUCUC
Molecule: messenger RNA, 12772 nt
Organism: Chroicocephalus ridibundus (black-headed gull)
Lineage: Eukaryota; Metazoa; Chordata; Aves; Charadriiformes; Laridae
Gene: ASXL3
Product: ASXL transcriptional regulator 3
Exons: 11
Coding region: 1159-7503 (2114 amino acids)
Biological process (GO): animal organ morphogenesis; positive regulation of transcription by RNA polymerase II
Cellular component (GO): PR-DUB complex
Molecular function (GO): DNA binding; chromatin binding; peroxisome proliferator activated receptor binding
Source: RefSeq, a predicted model, not a curated record